Molecule: messenger RNA, 291 nt
Organism: Naegleria fowleri
Lineage: Eukaryota; Heterolobosea; Eutetramitea; Acrasida; Naegleriidae
Exons: 2
Coding region: 1-291 (96 amino acids)
Cellular component (GO): Set1C/COMPASS complex
Source: RefSeq, a predicted model, not a curated record
AUGUCUUCAGAAAAACAAGACAAUCUAUUAGCAGAUUUUACACCAAGUGCUGCAACACUGGAACAAACCAAAGAAAAAGUUCAUGCUAAAACGAAUUAUAACGCUCUUCCGGUGAGAGCCUACCUUGACCAAACCGUAGUUCCAAUUUUAUUGCAAGGAUUAGCCAGCGUUGUAAGAGAACGACCAGAAGAUCCAAUACAAUAUCUUGCUUCCUAUCUAUUAAGGCAUAACCCUAAUAAAAAGGAAGAAGGUGAUGAUGAUGAAAGAGACACAAAUGAAAAGAUGGAUUAG